Messenger RNA from Thlaspi arvense, 552 nucleotides. NCBI's taxonomy places the organism in Eukaryota, Viridiplantae, Streptophyta, Magnoliopsida, Brassicales, Brassicaceae. The record is from the annotation of a GenBank genome assembly.
AUGAAAUUAUGCAAUCACUCUCUCUUUUGGGAUGCGGAAAACACCACUGUUGAGCCUAAGAAGAUGGAAAGAUUGUUACACAACAUUGAAGGCUCCCUUAAAAGGGUAGACCUGAGGUACAAUAUCGCUGAACUGAAAUUUGUUUUUUGUAACAAGGGUCAGUAUUUUGAUAAGAAGAAAGUAGCCUACCUAAAGGAGAAUCAUUUCAUCAAAAUUGAUGUGCCUUACUGCUACAGGAGGUUCCAAUACCCGGGUUGUAAAACAGUACUUCAGUGGCAUGAUGAUACGGACCCCUUCCAAAGAGCAUACGUCGUGGGUGAUCGUCUUUUAGUGCAGCAAAUCAUGAAGCAGUCUCGGGCGGACCCAAGGUACCAUGUCGCUGAACUGAAGUUUGUAGUCUGUAACAAGGGUCAUGAUUUUGUCAAGAAGAAUGGAGCCUAUCUAAAGGAGAAUCAUUUCAUCAAGAUCGAUGUGCCUUACCACUACAGGAAGUGCCAAUACACGGGUUGUAAAACAGUAUUUCAGUGGCAUGAUGGUAAGGACCCCUUCUAA